GGCGGAGUAACAGCAACCACUGAGAAGGAGGAUCGGUGGAAAAUGUAUAGACAGGCUAAUUGUAACGUUCUAAUGUGCAGGAGUAGCGUUCAAAGUUUAGAGCGCAAGAUUACAGAACAGAAGCUUGGACAUUGUAAGCGCUGGACGGUCAUGACGAAUGAGAAUCUGUGGCGAUAACAAGGUUUCAUCUGUUUCCACUCUGCAUCCUCGGAUACGUUACGCGCGUGUGUAUUCGUUUAAUUUCAAGAAUGUGUGUGAUACAGAGUGCGAGGAGUACUAUAGUGCGAGGACCGUAAUGACACUAAUGUCUAAUUACAAUCUAAAGUUGUAAAAAUGCACGCAGCUACCAGCCUCUCAAUGGUCAGUUUGCUAAGUUUUGGCUACCUAUCCAUGGAAUGGAUCAAGCCGAAUAAAGUGGAGGAGCACACUCAAAACGAUCCCUCUAUUACGUUUGAGCCCAAACAACCACCACACAUCAUAUUCAUACUGACGGAUGACCAAGGCUUCAAUGACAUAGGUUACCACAACCCGGACAUUCGUACUCCAACUCUAGACAAACUGGCCUCCGAAGGGGUGAAGCUGGAGAAUUAUUACGUUCAACCUAUCUGCACUCCGUCACGCAGUCAGCUGAUCACGGGCAGAUACCAGAUCCACACAGGCCUUCAGCAUUCCAUCAUCCGGCCUCGACAGCCCAACUGCCUCCCACUGGACAUGACCACACUCCCACAGCGACUGCAGGAAGCAGGGUACGCUACUCACAUGGUGGGCAAAUGGCAUCUUGGCUUCUACAGGAAGGAGUGUCUGCCCACACGCAGAGGCUUCCACAGCUACUUUGGCUCUCUGACGGGCAGUGUGGACUACUACACGUAUGGUUCCUGUGACGGACCAGGCCUGUGUGGCUACGACCUCCACGAGGGGGAGACCGUGGCCUGGGGCCGUGGAGGCAAGUUCUCCACCCACCUCUACACGCAGAGGGUACGCAAGAUCCUGUCCACUCACGACCCGUCCCGCCAGCCCCUCUUCAUGUUCCUCUCCCUCCAGGCUGUCCACACGCCCCUUCAGUCACCCAAGGCCUACAUCUACCCCUACCGCGGGAUGGGGAACGUAGCCAGAAGGAAGUACGCAGCCUUGGUGUCCAUCGUAGACGAGGCUGUACGCAAUGUCACCUACGCUCUGCGCAAGUACGGCUACUAUCGCAACAGUGUGCUCAUCUUCUCCACUGACAACGGUGCCCAGCCGUUCACUGGGGGGAGUAACUGGCCCCUACGGGGACGUAAGGGGACCUACUGGGAGGGAGGUGUCCGUGGGGUGGGCUUCGUACACAGCCCACUGCUGCGUAACAAGCGGAGAGUCUCCAAGGCCCUCAUGCACAUCACUGACUGGUAUCCAACCCUGGUGGGUCUGGCUGGGGGUAAUGUGUCACUGACUGAGGGUCUGGAUGGCUACAAUGUGUGGCCAACCAUUAGUGAAGGCAAAGAGUCUCCACGCCUGGAGAUACUCCAUAACAUUGACCCGCUCCAUCGGCGCACUGGCCUGCCCCCAUCUGGUUCUGGGCAGGAGGCCCAGCAUUUGUGGGACACCACAGUCCAGGCUGCCAUCCGGGUGGGGGACUGGAAGCUGCUAACAGGGGACCCGGGCCAUGGAGACUGGGUCCCACCACAGGUACUGGCCAACUUCCCCGGCAGCUGGUGGACCCUGGAGCGGAACACUGGAGGAACAGGGAAGUCUGUGUGGCUCUUUAACAUCACAGGAGACCCCUAUGAACGCAGUGACCUGGCGCUGCAGAGGCCUGAUGUGGUCAAACAGCUGUUAGCACGUCUGGCCUACUACAACCGCACUGCCGUCCCGGUCCGGUUCCCAACUGACGACCCCCGGGCCAACCCAGACCGCAACGGGGGAGCCUGGGUACCCUGGGUCGGGGGGGACGAAGACGAGCAGAAAUGGAACGGGGUCUACAAAAAGGGGAGGAAUAAAAGGAAGAAGAAAUGCAAGCUGGGUAAACUGAGAUCCUUUUUCAAGAAACUGAAUACAAGGAUAAUGUCCAAUAGAAUAUGAGCUGGGAAAGUGAAUGACACUCAGUCACAUGUAGCCUUUAUCAGGGUUGGGUAGGUAACUUUCUACAUGUAUUCCGUGACUCCCCAAUCCUGCCUAAACAUUUAACACUGCAACAAUAUUCUGAGCCAGCAAUAUCCGUUUUCACACCUGUGUGUGCUUGUGAAAAGGGAACAUGAUAUUUACUAUUGUGCAUCUCUUUGUCUGUGCCUUUAGAUGUUUUGGGAUGUAAGACUAUUGUGUUCUAUGGUAUUUGUUAAAUGUUCCACUACAUCUAUACGUAGUGUGUAGCUAAGUGAAUUGAACAUGCUGCAUGUAUACUUUGACCUACUCAACUGUGGGUUAAUGGACUACUAAUUAACUGACCGGUUAUGGGAAUGUUUUUGAGAAUGUCUAAGAAAUGAAACAACUUAUUUUUUGUUGUUGUUGAUAACCACAGAAAGUAACGUCAGAUUCUUUACUUCUUUGUGAAAACCAAAGAAACUACCCACUGGGAAAAAACUGGUUGAGGCAAUGUUGUUUCCACGUCAUUUCAACCCCCCAAAAACCGAUGUGAUGAUGUUGAUUCAACGUAGAAAACUCAUUGGAUUCACAAUAAAUCAUCAGCAUAAUUUCAUUUGGUCUUUUUUACACCCAACCUUUAACCUAAACCCAAUGACACGGUGACAUUUGUUGUUGAAUUCACAUUAGUUGACAACUCAACCAAGUAUAAAUCAAAGCUAGAUGUUGAACUGACGUCUGUGCCCAGUGGGUAAUACCAUAUUCCUCUAAAUGUCUUUGUGAUAACCACAGAAACUAACAUCAUAUUCCUCUAUAUGUCUUUGUGAUAACCACAGAAACUAACAUCAUAUUCCUCUAUAUGUCUUUGUGAUAACCACAGAAACCAACAUCAUAUUCCUCUAAAUGUCUUUGUGAUAACCACAGAAACUAACAUCAUAUUCCUCUAUAUGUCUUUGUGAUAACCACAGAAACUAACAUCAUAUUCCUCUAUAUGUCUUUGUGAUAACCACAGAAACUAACAUCAUAUUCCUCUAUAUGUCUUUGUGAUAACCACAGAAACCAACAUCAUAUUCCUCUAAAUGUCUUUGUGAUAACCACAGAAACCAACAUCAUAUUCCUCUAAAUGUCUUUGUGAUAACCACAGAAACCAACAUCAUAUUCCUCUAAAUGUCUUUGUGAUAACCACAGAAACUAACAUCAUAUUCCUCUAAAUGUCUUUGUGAUAACCACAGAAACUAACAUCAUAUUCCUCUAUAUGUCUUUGUGAUAACCACAGAAACCAACAUCAUAUUCCUCUAAAUGUCUUUGUGAUAACCACAGAAACUAACAUCAUAUUCCUCUAUAUGUCUUUGUGAUAACCACAGAAACCAACAUCAUAUUCCUCUAAAUGUCUUUGUGAUAACCACAGAAACCAACAUCAUAUUCCUCUAAAUGUCUUUGUGAUAACCACAGAAACUAACAUCAUAUUCCUCUAUAUGUCUUUGUGAUAACCACAGAAACCAACAUCAUAUUCCUCUAAAUGUCUUUGUGAUAACCACAGAAACUAACAUCAUAUUCCUCUAUAUGUCUUUGUAAUAACCACAGAAACUAACAUCAUAUUCCUCUAUAUGUCUUUGUGAUAACCACAGACAUCCUCACCUUUUUACUUCUUUGUGACACCCUCAUCUUGACAACAGACAGACAGACCAUUGGUGGAUAUGAAGGUAUGUCAUCCUACUUUGGUAGGCAACUGUGCACAACCUAAUGGAAACUGAAAGGAAGAGUGUUAGUGAAAUUAUAUGUCUUGAAGUUAUUAUCUUAAGACUGCUCUCGUCAUGUCACAAAAGUCUGUAGAAGGUUGUAAAGGGGCCGUGCUGAUAGUGGAUUUUCUCCAACCGAAACCAUUCAACUCUGUAGUAAAUGAUUGAUUCAGAAAUCUACCAAGAAUGUAAUCAGGCCUCAGCAGGGAAUUUAAAAACAAAGGUCUGUCUGGCCUUCCUAAACACAGCUAGGGUCUACUCUAGGGUUCCCCAACUGGUGGCCCACGGGCCGAAUUUGUCCCGCAUGUGGUUUUAUUUGGCACCCCAAGUAUUCUGAGCCAAUAUAUAUAUAUAUAUAUAUAUAUAUUUAGAAUUUUGUUAUCUAUCUUUUUACAUUUUCUUUUACUGUUGGACAUAAAAUACUGUGAAAACAUCAGACAAUCAACUCGAAGUGGUUUUCAUUAUGGAAAUCUGUUCCAAAGUAUUGCAACGCAUAAUAGAGAAGAUAUAUGUGAUUGUAUACAAAUGUAAAAGCAAGGUUUGAAAUGUAAAUGUUUUAGUCAAAUAUUAAAUC
Messenger RNA from Oncorhynchus mykiss (rainbow trout), 4365 nucleotides. It is a transcript of the gene arsib, whose product is annotated as arylsulfatase family, member Ib. Gene Ontology annotation, molecular function: sulfuric ester hydrolase activity. The record is from RefSeq and is a predicted model, not a curated record. NCBI's taxonomy places the organism in Eukaryota, Metazoa, Chordata, Actinopteri, Salmoniformes, Salmonidae.